AUGGACACCCUUCUCGCGCAAUACACUCAAUCUCCUUAUGCGAGUGAAGGCCUCACCUCGGAAGAACAAAAUGACUACACCGAGACUCUACCUCCUCUUUCCCUCAAAUUCGCCUUGCCUCCGGUCUCUCGACCCUCUGCCUUCCUACGUGCCGCCACGGACGACUAUUCCAAUCCAAACUGCCCGAUCAAGAUCGCCCACGGUACUACGACACUAGCCUUCAGAUUCAAAGGUGGUAUAAUUGUGGCGACGGAUUCAAGAGCAACUGCUGGAAAUUGGAUUGCAUCGCAGACUGUAAAAAAGGUCAUUGAGAUCAACCCGAUGCUGCUGGGAACCAUGGCUGGAGGAGCUGCCGACUGCCAAUACUGGCUUGCAUAUCUGGGAAUUCAAUGUCGGUUACACGAGCUUCGACAUAAGCGACGCAUCUCGGUGGCUGCCGCAUCCAAGAUUUUGGCAAAUCUGGUGUACUCCUACAAGGGCAUGGGAUUGUCAAUGGGUACUAUGAUAACGGGAGUCACUCCUGAAGAAGGCCCUGCACUGUAUUACAUUGACUCCGAUGGGACGAGAUUAUCCGGCAAUCUAUUUUGCGUGGGGUCUGGUCAAACGUUUGCGUAUGGUGUCCUCGAUGCUCUUUACAAAUACGACUUGGAAGACGACGAGGCGUUGGAGCUGGGCAAGAGAAGCAUCCUGGCGGCGACACACCGAGAUGCUUACUCCGGUGGGUACAUCAAUCUCUACCAUGUCAAGGAGGACGGUUGGGUGAAGCAUGGUUUCAUGGACACGAACCCCAUCUUCUGGCAGACCAAACUGGAGAAGGGUGAAUUUUCCAACGUGACAAGCGAGUUGAUCUAA
Molecule: messenger RNA, 852 nt
Organism: Capronia epimyces CBS 606.96
Lineage: Eukaryota; Fungi; Ascomycota; Eurotiomycetes; Chaetothyriales; Herpotrichiellaceae
Product: proteasome component PRE2
Exons: 2
Coding region: 1-852 (283 amino acids)
Cellular component (GO): proteasome core complex
Molecular function (GO): threonine-type endopeptidase activity
Source: RefSeq, a predicted model, not a curated record